Molecule: messenger RNA, 2154 nt
Organism: Didymodactylos carnosus
Lineage: Eukaryota; Metazoa; Rotifera; Eurotatoria; Philodinida; Philodinidae
Source: the annotation of a GenBank genome assembly
AUGCUUUGGUUAAUCUAUGGCUCGUCGGGCUCGAUUGGUAGUCUGUGUUGUGAAAUAUUACAUAUUGCCGGUCAGAGUGUGAUCAGUGGUAGAAGAGUUUUGAUGUUGGAAGAUGUAGACGAAGACAUCUCAAAGUAUAAACCCGAUCGUGUGAUAUGCGCAAUCGGUCGAACUCAUGGUAGUGAUAUACCAACAAUUGACUACCUUGAGGAGCCUGGCAAAUGGCGAGAAAACUUACAUCAUAACUUAAUGGCUCCAGUGUUUAUUGCCCAGGCGACAUCGCGAACUGCAAAAUUGUUUGCGCCGAUUCCAACACUUUAUAUCGGAUCGGGAAGCAUAUACGAAUAUGAAGAUUCGAAUGAUCUAUCUCAUCCAUUUACUGAGAACGACGAACCAAACUUUUUUGGAUCGUCAUAUGCUGUUAUUAAAAGUGCAACUGACCGAUUAUUAAGUGCACACCCUCAUGUCAUUAACAUGACCGUUAUGUCUGACAUAUUACCCACUCUAUUGGCCUUGACCCACGAAGGAAAAGUGGGUGGAUGUGUAAAUGCAUGCAAUAAAGGAUGGAUCGAUCACGAAUGGAUCCUAAAAGUCAAUGCUGAGAAAAGCGGUACACUUCAUGAAUACACUUUAGAGCCCCUGUCAGAACAAAAUCAGCGACUAGCAGCAAAACGUUCAAACAAUGUUUUAUCAACAGAUAAAUUAGAGCAAUGGAUUAAAACGAUAUCUUCUGAAACACUAAAAAUGUAUAAUGUGCCAUCUGAAUUGCCAGAAUUAUCCAAAAGUAUCGAAAAAAUAUGCACACAACGAGCGUUAAAACAUGCCACUUCCGAUUCAUCGGAUGCGAGAAAUCUGUUGGUAACCGGAGGGUGUGGGUUUAUUGGCAGUAAUUUUAUUAAUUAUUGGCUGAAAACUUAUUCAGCUGAUAAAAUAAUUAAUGUUGAUCGUUUAGAUGCUUGUGCAAAUCCAAAAAAUAUUGAAAAUGCUAAUUCAGCAAACUACAAACUGAUUGUAGCUGAUAUUAACAAUAAGGAUUUAAUGCUGCAUUUGAUGAUACAAAAUAAUAUAACGCAUGUCGCACAUUUUGCGGUUCAAACGCAUCUUGAUACAUCAUUUGGAAACAGUCUAACGUUUACUGAGUCAAACGUUUUUGGAACGCACAAUGUUCUUGAAGCGAGUCGUAUCUACGGAAAACUGCAUAAAUUUGUAUUUGCUAGCACUGAUGAAGUAUAUGAAAAAUCUCAGGUCGGCAGUUGUCACGAAAGAUCGGUGUUAAAUCCGACAAACCCUUACGCGGCAACUAAAGCAGCCGCUGAAUUUUUGAUCAAAUCUUAUGGUGAAAGUUUCAAACUACCCUAUUGUAUUACAAGGAUUAGUAAUGUUUACGGACCGUAUCAAUAUAUUGAAAAAGUAAUACCAACGUUCGUUACAGCAAUAUUACAUGGAGAAAGAAUGGCAAUACAUGGUGAUGGUAAACAAGCAAGAAAUUAUAUUUAUGUUGAUGAUACCGUGAAAGCAAUUGAAUUAAUUCUACUAAAAGGGAAACCAAAAAUGAUUUAUAAUAUUGGUACAAAAAAUGUGCAUACAGUACUUGAAAUAGCUGAUAUUCUUUUAAAAAUAAUGAAACCAGACAUGAAAAUUAGCGAUGCAAUUACACAUGUUAACGGUCGCAAUUUCAGAGAUUGUCGCUAUUAUUUUGUAACAACCGAAGCUCUCGACUUAUUAGGUUGGAAAGAGCAAGUACCAUUUAAUGAAGGAGUACGAAAAACAAUUGAAUGGUAUACUAACCAUCAAAACUAUUGGACAAGUACGAAUAAAUGUCUAUGUUUUGAUCGCUAUGUACAAGAAGGUACAUUUAAUGAACAUGAUGAAAUUCGAAAAAAUGUGGAAGCAACCGUGUGCAAAUCGACACUAGAAACACCUAAGAUGGGAAUGCAGAAAUUUCCAGUACCGGCAGUAGUUUUUAAAAAAAGCGAAGGGCUUUUUGCUUCAAGUAUAUAUGAAAAUUUUAUCUCUAAAAAUGCUCAAAAGCAGGCAAUUUUUGUAAAAGCAUUUUUACGUUCGCUAAUCUUUAAGCAGCAGGUUGAAGAAAACAAUUUCAUGAGAUCGACUAAAACUGAUGUUUUAAUGGAAUUUUUAAAUCUGGAAAUUUAA